AUGGGCUUUUCAGUUGUUAUCUCUUGGAUCUGCCUCGACGACUUGCCUUUCUUCACCAUUCUGGCCCUGUCGCUCUCCCUUUCUCUCUCGUCUGGGGGCAUUCCUUCGACGUUCCUCUAUGUUCUCUGCUGCGAAUCUCGUACAUAUGUUUCACAUGCGCUUUGGGCACUGGUGAGAUGCCCUCCGGCAGCAUCUCCUUCUUCGACCUGA
Molecule: messenger RNA, 210 nt
Organism: Laccaria bicolor S238N-H82
Lineage: Eukaryota; Fungi; Basidiomycota; Agaricomycetes; Agaricales; Hydnangiaceae
Exons: 2
Coding region: 1-210 (69 amino acids)
Source: RefSeq, a predicted model, not a curated record